AUCAAAACCAAGAUGGCGGCCCACAGAGAUACAAGGGCUGCAUUGCCUUUACCUUUUAGAGCUAAAUUUCUAUCCUACUCGGUGUUAUUAUCAUUAGUAAUAGUUAUUUUAUAUUCUAAUGUAGCGAGUAGUAAAAAACCUGACCCAGAAAUGACUCCCAAGCUCGAUGAAUUGGUAAUUACAGUGGAACACGCUUUGAAAGAGAACUCCGACGGCCCCGACUUCAAGCCCCGUGGCACAAUCUCUUUACGCUCACUGAAGCAACAAACGGGAGUCUUUUAUCAAAGAGACCAGCUGACGAGAGAGGAGCUACGGCUUAUCAAAGAGAUGGCUCAAAGCAAGGAUGAUGUCUACUAUCGCAUACGAGUUCCUUCGCAUUUUGGAACUAGUGAGAAAGACGAAAAGAAGUUCGUGUCUACCUAUGUUAGAGCUYGUGCUUUAUACGAAUCUAAACUGACAGAGACGAUUACGAUAGCUGUUGAUCAUCUAGGGUAUAUCUAUGGUAUAGGACUGAGAGUCCCUGUUUCUCAAUGUGAAGGGAAGAUUCACGGAGCAGGAUGGCUACCGGCCUAUUUCAACACUACAAUCAACGUUCUAAGCCAGGCUCCUGGUGCUCUACCUGAUACUCAGACAUACGUUCAAAGGCUAGAGAAGGAGAAAGCAGAGCAAGCUGGCGGCAAGGGUAAAGAUAAUCGCUCAUUUUUGGCCAAGUAUUGGAUGUAUAUUGUUCCUGUGGUGAUCUUCAUGUUGAUGUCGUCACAACAGCCUGAGCAAGGCGAAGGAGGAGGAGGGGGAGGCAGUUAGGUGGACUUGUGGAGGGUAACCUUGAAGCUUGUCAAGAACAAAUCGACAACAAUAUUCUUUUUUAGAAGAGAUGUCAAAAAGAGACUAAAUUUGUUUGGCUUCUGUAAUAUUUUCCCAUUUCAGACAUGGUGUUUUCUCCUUUACAAAAAAAACCUUCACAUUUUAUCAAACCAUAGUUCCCCUCUAUUAACUAUGAUCAAACCCUGAAACAACCUCUGAGCUAAUCUAAGUCAGAGCACAGCUAAUUCACAGAUUGAACCCUCAAACAACCUCUAAGCUGUCGUAAGUCAGGGCACAACUAACUCACAUACAUGUAUUGAACCCUGAAACAAAUUCUGGGUGGAUGAAAAUCAAAGCUUCACCUGGAAURUAGUGUGAUAGGUUUGCAGAGGGAGAAAAACUGGAUUCUAGGAAUCAAGCCUGGGACCCCAGGUGAGGGGCAAUCCAGUGUGCUACCACUAUGCUACCUGAUUCCUUCUAGGGAGAAGAGAUUUGAGGUGAACUUUAAUUCACCUCUGAUCUCUAGGAAUAAGGCACUUUUUUAAAUGUCAUUCCUAUUAAGGUACCUACUCAAAAGAAAUAAUGCUCAAGUGAGCAACACAAGGUCUGAAAUGUGAAAAUAAAAAAUGAAGUCUAUCUGAGUCAUGWCCAUAUUUAUAAACUUGGUACCAACUUCAUAUAUACAGUAUUAAUGUAUAUCUAUGAGACCUUGAGUUCUCUACCAAUUUCUUCUUUUUUUCUUCAAUAGACCCCUCGCAUGUGACCUCAAAGCUGCUCGAUCUGGACUUAGAACCUAUUGUUUUGUACUCCAGAUUGAGCUGCAUUCCAAUGUGCUGCAAGGGGUCUAUUACAUAGAUAAAGCUGUUAUCUUGUUGAAGUAGCUUUUGGUGGAUGCCAAUCAAAAAACAUGAAAUAUUCAAGGGCACAUGCCUAUGGAAUGCCAUGAAAACACCUUGAUUGACAUCUACCAAUACCUACUUUGUUACCAUAGCAAAUUGUAUGAUUCUGUACAUGGUAGUGACUUUGAAAGUAGAAUUUAUGCUGAUUGUGAAGUCUUAUUUUAAAGUCCCACUUAUUUCAUAAUUUACAUUAAAUAUCAUUCCACUUUGCUUUAGAUUUUUUUUUGUUAUGCGAAGCAUUCAAGGUGUACCUUUUGUAGCACUUACUUCUUAGAGCAAACUUAUAAUAGGAGUCAAUUCAAGGGGGGUGUAGUGACAGUACACUCUGCUCUCCUCUGGGGUCUCAAGUUCAAUCCUGGACUCUGAAUCACAUGUGAGUAGUGUUUGUUGGAUGUCUUGGAUCCCUUUGCAUCCUUGUUUCAAGGGUUUUGAUCCGGGGUUUCUACCUCUGCAAAAUCUAACUUGCUACGUUCUGAUUCAAUCUGUGAAUUAUCAUAAUGUCCUGCCCCCUUAGUGAAGUGUUCACUAUGAAUAUACUAUAUAAGGUCCAUAGCUGAUGUAUCUCUCCAUGAUUAACUGGUCAUGCCUUAAUAAACGGUUUCUAAUUACACAAUAUA
Actinia tenebrosa (Australian red waratah sea anemone) is the source of this 2320-nucleotide messenger RNA. RefSeq names its product ER membrane protein complex subunit 10-like. The record is from RefSeq and is a predicted model, not a curated record. Lineage: Eukaryota; Metazoa; Cnidaria; Anthozoa; Actiniaria; Actiniidae. Gene Ontology annotation, cellular component: EMC complex.